Messenger RNA from Paramuricea clavata, 20486 nucleotides. NCBI's taxonomy places the organism in Eukaryota, Metazoa, Cnidaria, Anthozoa, Malacalcyonacea, Plexauridae. The record is from the annotation of a GenBank genome assembly.
AUGAAAAGGCAAGCAGUUUGGAAUGAUCUUCAAGCAAAAAUGAGUGGAAAGAGAACUCGUACUGAUGCCAUGUCAGGGCGAAAGAAGAAGUCCGGAUCGACUGCUCCUCACGAGAUCAUAGUACAACGGCUAGCGUCCGAGCCAGAUACUAAGCAGACAUUUAGACCUGUGCAACCUAGGGAAUUUGUCAACUUUGAGUACGAAGAACUUUCAUUGGUAAACUUAAAGAAAGCGUGCGCAGCCCACUUCAACUUGCCAGCGAGCACGUGCGAUAUUUUGGUUUCAAACAAAGGACCUUCAUGUACAAACAUUGGACAGAUUCCACAUCGGAAGGAUAAGGUAAAAUGAAAAUUUUGUGAGCCUUAACAUUUCAAAUUUAAUGGCCUAAAUUCAAUAGUUUUCAUAUGUAAAAUAGGUUUGUACCCGCAUAGGGCCAUCCCAGUUAAAAUUCCCCCCCCCCUUAACCAGGUUACUGGGUUUAGGGUUACCAGGUUACUGGGUUUAUCAGGUAAAAUUUUAGCACCCUUCGAAGUGCUUCAUAUAAACAAUUUUCAGACUGAUUUAGUUGGUCAGUUUUCACCAAGAUCUCAGGGGGGCAUAAGAGCUACAAAUGUCAUCUUCAUUCUUGUAUGGAUUUAUAGUACAUGUAUAUUAUAUAUAUGAUAUUAUUGUGGAAAGAAGUAUUAGAGUACUAUCAUCACAUUUUCUAAACAGGUUUACCUGGUAAGAUUUGUGGUGAUGCAGGAUGACCAGCCAUUGUCUGAAGACAGAGUUGAAGAUUAUUAUGAGGACAGCAUAUCAACUUCACACCCCAAUAGAAAUUGUAAAAGUGCAACUGCCACAUGCAGCCCAACCAAAAGUAAGACUAUAGAAACAGCUUAUCCAGCUUCAGUAUCAAUAGAUGCUUUACUAAAAGCUGGUAAACUAGCAAAACCACAACCAAAAAACAAAGUAACCAUUACUUUUGAAGCAUUCGACAUUGAAUCAAGAGAGUGGACGGAAGUCAUGGAGGAAGAACUUCUGGUCGACACCAAGAAAUUUGCUUCUGGUGGCUUCAGAGAUGCUUUCCAUGCAACUGGAAAGAAAAGUGCUAAAAACCACCAACCAACAGAAUGGGUUGUGAAAACCUAUAAUGCAAGGGCUAAAAGCACAAUUGAAGGGAUUGCAAGCACAUCAGUUGAAAACCACUGUCGCAAACAGGUGCAAAUGCAUGCUGUGGCACGACACUUCACAAAGAAAUUUGAUUCGAAAGCCCCAUCCAGUUUUGGUAAGUGUUUUAAGUAUAACCGCUGUUUCUAUACCUUGUACAAUGGUGAGCCUGCAACAAUUGAAGAGUAUGUGCCAGGCAGAUUUGUGAAGAUUGUCAACAAUGAUGGCCAGUGUAUAAAACCACCAGAGGGAGCAAGCAGUCAGUGCAAGGAGAUAUUUGCCAAGGCACAGUGCUUGGUGCACUAUACCUAUCACUCAUCUGAGAAGAAACUUAUGCUUCUUGAUAUACAGGGCUCAGAUUUCACACUGUAUGACCCAGAAAUAGCCACAGAUAAUGUUUUAGAUAUUGAAACAAAUGAAAUGUAUUUUUGUUGUGGUAACUGUACUACUGUGGGAAUGGAGAAGUUCAUAGAAGACCAUACUUGUAAUGAGUUCUGUGAAUUAAUGGGUUUGUCAGUCUUGUCGAGUUAAAGAAGAGUACUCGCAAACCAGUUAAUUAAACAAAAACUAUGCAAACAGUGAAUGACAUAAACUGGCACUUUUAUCACUUUAUAAAUGCAGUUUUGUUUAUUUUGGUUAUAGUCAUGAAAUAUUUGGAAUUAUAUUUGCUUAUUUAACAGCAAACUUUAGCAAUUAUUGUUCACACUUAUUAUUUACAUAGUUAUGUUUUUAUCAAUAAACACCACUUUACUGCUAUUAAAAUUAAUGUUAGUGGAAUUUAUCAUGUUUAAUGUAAUGCUUUGAUUGUAUAAGAAUAACUUAAUACAUUUUCAGUGGUUUUUGUUAUGAUAUCAAGUAUUCAAUCAGCUCAACCAAUUAUAAAGUAUGAAACAAAAACUGAAAAAUGAAAGCAUCUUCAAAACCCAAGAUAUGGACUAAAGCAAGACAUAAAUUUGAUGGAUAUAUUUCGAUCAUAUUACAUAAUUAUCAUAAUAGGAUAAUAAUAAUAGGGUAAUCAUCAUAAUGGAAUAAUUAGGUAACAGGAUCGAAAUAUAACCAUUUAAGUUUACAUCUUGCUUUAGUCCAUAUCUUGGGUUUUCAAGAUGUUUUCAUUUUUGUUUUUUUUGUUUUAUACUUUAUUUUCAUAAAAUGUCGGCUGGUUCUGGCUUUUCAACCAAACAUGUUCACCUCAUUAAAGUCCAACAAUUUUCCAUUACCAGUGAAACAGUCUGGUAUUAGACAAUGCAAAAUUACAAAAUAAGGCCAUUAAUUAAGAUGCUUUGCUGUUUACUUUAAUGAGUUAACCAGUGUCAUUCUUUGGUUAUGAGCUAAUUUAUAAUCUCAAAUUUCCUACUAUACUGCCACUAAGCUUGUGCAACCAUUAUUCAUUUGGAAUGUUUCUAGCCACGGUUUCUAUUUUUAAAUACAAUUGGUACUAAAAUUAUUGAUAAUGGGCUUUGAGGAAAAUAUAGGCAUCAGCAGCAUCCAUGGGUUUCACACCAUCUAUGUCUGGAAUAAUUCGUUCACACUCCGCUCUUACAUUGGGAGAUAAAAAGUCCUCUCCAACGGUCAUGACACUUGAUAAUUGUGCCGCCUCAUCUAGCGCCUCUUUAGUGACAGGUAAUCCUAAAAAGAAUAUGUUUUUAUAUCAAAAAGCAUUUUUAUUUUUACAUGAUUAAGCAACACUCAAUUUCGCCGAUUUUGAUAUAAAGCUUUCUAUAAUCUUCGAGGAGACCAUAUCAUCCUGUUUAAUUUUUUUUCAUCUCACAACAAUGAAGUGGGGAUGAGUGUUUACAGCCUGUUUCAGCCUGAUCUCCCUACAAAUAUUGUCACUGAUGUAUUACAUAUGUACAACACAGAAAUGCUUGUAAAUUAAUAUACUUUCAGUCUGAUCUAAAAGGGAAUAAGAGUGGAAUCAAUGAUAUAUUAAAACCAAGUUGUACACAGCAGCUGAAAUUUUUGUAUAAGAGAAGUGUGAACAUGUCAGGGAAACUUUUGAAUAUAGCUGUUCAGAUGUGAUGGCAGGACUCCUGAAGCCUGUGUAGGCAAUUAAAUUUAACAUAAUGCAGUUUUAAGAAUGAUAUGCUGGGGUAAUCGUAACCACACUUUAGUUGGAAUUAAUGUCUCUAACACUAACAAUAAGAUGACUUGAUAUGCCAAUGUACAUUAAUUAAUGAGGUAGUUAAAAUUUUGUUCGUUUUCCGUACCACAUUCCUCAGCCCCAUAGUUUUCUGGAAAUGAAUACAAAUGAUUAGGGAUCCCCUUAGGCAUUUGUGCAUCUUUCUGACUUCUGACCCUGUGAGAAUUCCAUAUAGUUUCUCUGAAUACGUUCAUCUCCUUUUGAAUAACAGGAAUGAAGAUAAAUGCAAGCAGAUCCCUGUUAAAAAAAGAAUAAUUUAACAUUUAAUAGAUAGAAGCUAUGUUUUUUUAAAUUUUUAAAAAAGUUGUCUAUCUACUGUACUAAAUAAACACUGUACCUGUCAGACUGGUUAUGUGGAUCAUAAUGUCCUCUUUCUAAUAGCAUCCUCAGUUGCCGUUUGAAGAAUUUUUCAAAACGCUGAUGCAGCUCACGCCACCACCUUUCAAUCUGUAUUAUUAAAAAACAUCCAAUUUACAUAUUAUUAUUAAUUUAAACAUCCAAUUUAGCCUUGGAAGGUUAGUUUAAAUGGAACAAGAGGAGUCCAAUUGAACCUGCUGCAAGGCAUGCAGGGGUGCCUUAGAUGCCCCAAGUCAAAAACUACAAUCUAGAGGAAUUGAAAUGAAACAGCCAGAGUAUAAUAUUAUUAAGGUAUAUGGUACAGUAUUUUUCUCCAAAUUUGUAUCUUUGUUGAUUUCUGAGCACAAUUUCAUGCAGUAUAAAACUGUUUUUGGUGCAGAAUCCAUAUUCCUACUUCUUUCCAAAUUCCAACAUAAUGUAUUUCGGAUUUUGUUACAACAGUUUGUUAUACACCAAGAAUAAUAAAGAUCUCAACAGAGAUUUAGGCUCUAACAAUGUUUGUUUUGCUUUUUAAAGCUGUCACAUAAAAGGCCUCUAAAGAUCCAAGCAACAAACAAUUUCACCUUGUUGCUUGUGGAAGGACCAUAGUGCACUGUGUCAACAGCAUCCUGAUUUGCUUGUCCAUCUCCAUGUGUUUGUCUCAAAAAUGCAUGAAUUGUAGCCAUUUGGCCAGUCUCGGUCCCCUUAUCUAAUCGAAGAUUCUUACCGAUCACUGAAACAUAAAAAUGUACAACUUAUUUGCACCAUUUCAUAAUUCACAAUAUUUUCAUACAAAAGUACACACCUGCUGUUAAAUGUAACAAAAAGUUAUCUUCUCCGCUUCAUUAGUGACAAACCAUUAGAAAAGUGGAGGGGGGGGGGGGUUCAGCUUGCAUGAAUUGUUUUCAGCCUUCAGCUUAUCAAGGAAUUUUUUUGUAGAAUUUUUUUUACUUUUAUUUGCUUUCCUCCUUGCGCAAACUUUUUUCUUUAAAUUUUCCCCUACACAAUUUGUUUCUGCCCCCCCCUCUCAUUACCUUUCAAUGGUUUGUCACUUAUUAACUUAUUAACUUAUAUGCAGUUCUCAUUGAAAAUUACCACUAGUCUACAGGUAUUAGAAUUUUAACGACAAGUAGUUGAAAUUUACCCCACUCAAUGGAGGCUUUAUCCCAAAUUAUAUCUGCUUAAACUCCCUCAUUUUUAAACUGGCGAGAACAGCAUUUUGAGUAUAUAAUAAUAUUGUAAAUCAUGAUUGGCCAAUCGGUGGAAUUGCAUUAGUGUAUAUUCACACCUCUUGUUUGAUAAAGGUGCUCCAAAUACCAACGCCCGAUUAGUUUAGGAUCAGAGUUAGAAGUCCAAAGCUUUAAAUACAAAAUGUAACCACUGAACGCAUCUUGAAGUCCAUAUACUGCCAAAGGGAAAGUGUAGUUCAUGUAAUCCAUUAGCUUGUCAUGUCCGUCGCCAGAGUGAGUGUGGUUGGGUCCCUAAAUAAAUUUGCAAGACAAUCAAAUGUCAAGGUUAUUGUGGUGUUCAUUUGCAAUCCACUUGAAUGAAAAAUAUCUUACCAAUGAUGUAAAUGUUCCAGUUUGUCCACGGUGACGUUUCUUUCUCCCUACAUUACUUUGACGUUCUAGACCUUCUGGGUCAACCAGAGUCAUAACGUCAUAAACUACGCCACGUGGUACAGCUAAAUUAUGCUGUUCUCGUAACUUUUUGUGCAUUGACCUAUAUCCAAGCAAUUGCCCUGGCCCAUCAGUUUCCUCUCUGACAGCUGUCUCAACUGCUUCCAAAUCGGUACCAUAGUCGAUAUAUUUAAUAUUAAAAUGAGCCAUCCUUCGACUAAGCGUUGUUAAACUCCACGCGUAUUGUGGAUAAUCUCGUUGCACAAAGUCUAAAAGUUCUUUGCGACUCAGGUUUUGCAAUACGUACCGCUGGAUAUCCGAUUUUAAAUCUUCAUCAGUCUCCCAAUCUGGAUUUCGAAUUCUGUUAUUCAUAGUUGCAGUUUUCUAUGAACAAAUACCCGUCAACUUUCGGCACAAAUUCUCUUCUUAUAGUUAAUAUUUCUUCUUUUUUAAAUAAAAAAAACUCGACAAAUACACAGUCUCACAGAGUUUAGGAUGCAUGCCAUGAGUGAUCUCAACGGUAACAAUACUUCAUUUAUGCAUAUCAUUUUGUCCCGAAGGGGGCGGCCGCUGACCAACGAUAUCCUGGGCUAUGGAAACGCUGGGCCAUCACAACAUUCGAAAUUGAUUUUUGACAUGUUUCGAUGGCCCAUCGUUAUCAUAGCAAAAUACAAAUCAAAUUGAAAAUCAAAUGUUUUGAAAUUUUCAAAGUUGUUUUCUUAAUCGGUUUUUUAUUUUAUAUUUUUUAUGUUUUAGUGCCUUUAAUUGUUUUUUCAGUUUUUCAUAAAUUUAUGAAUUUGUUUUCUGUUCGAUUUUUUUUCUUUUUUUUUUCUUAAUUUAUUUUUUGUUUUUGGUUUAAAUUUUACUCAAAUAUUUUUUCUAUAUUUUUAUGUCAUGUAUUUUUUAAAAUUUUAAUUUUAUAUUGCUUUUAUUAAUUUUUAACUAUUUUUUCACAUCUUAUUGUAAAUAAAACAGGUAUAUCACUAUGGUAACACUGGGCCACCAUAGAACAGGCAAAUUAGGACGAAUUUCAACAGAAAACCAGUCUCAAACUUCAAAUCAUGAGGGAAGUCGUGCGACCACAUUAGGAUUUAUAUUAUGUGUGCUUCGCUGUCGCCAUUGGCAUUGUUAUAAAUAAAUUGUCUCACUCAUCAGAUCGUGUGUGCAAUUCUUGUUGGCGGCGGAAAGUACGAAAUUUAUUUCAUUUGGUAAAGCACUCUACAAACGAAGAGAGCGUUCCGAGUCCAGAUCGUUUCGUUUCAAACGGCAAUUUAAUACCGCCUUCUGUUUCGCUCCCUCAGAGAAGCCUUGUAAAUCGCAAAGUGUUUCGAAUAGGCUUACAGUCCUUACAUGCAACUGCAUCUCAACAUCAACCAAAAGAUAAUUUUCUUGAGGAAGUGAGAACACAUAACGUAUCAACUGAAGUCUGUUUGAAAUUAAUUAAACUCAAGUAAAGGUUACUAUAGUUUACCCCAGUCGUAAUUUGCUAUUCCAACACCUCACGACAAGCAAUCCCCAUUGGCAUAACGGCAAAAACAUGUCUUCCUUCAAGUAAACAAUAAACAGUCUGUUCUUGUUCAUUUGUAAUCGAAAAAAGUGAUCAAUUUUCAAAUUUUAAGCUUAUCGAGAGCCUUUGUCUAUGCCUUUGUGAUGAAUCACUGUUCCCUUGGGCCUGCACGCUAGGUUAAUUAAUUACCGAUCGCCUCAGCUAGCCAAUGGGAAUUUAGCCGGUGGUUCGGCCGGCGAAAAUCGAAAACAUGGGGUGAUGGUUGCAGGCCCACUAUCAGUUCCCUUGGGCCUGCACGCAGGCUACCGAAGCAUGAACAAGCGAAAAGAUGGAACGUUUGUAAGCAAUCUCAAAUCGUUUCAAGACCUCGUUUAUGCAGAAAAUUUGGAUAUCGUAUCAGUAACUGAAACAUGGCUGAAUGAUAAUGUCAGUGACAACGAAAUACUGCCUUCUGGGUACAACAUCAUUAGAAAAGAUCGCCCUUCUAACAAACGUGGAGGAGGUGUCUUAUUAGCAUUGCGUAACGGAAUACAGUAUAACAGAGUUGCUUCAGCGACUUGGUCUGAUCAUCUAGAAAUUCUUGCGAUUGAACUUCUAACUGCAAAACCAAAUAAGUGCCUUCUGUGUGUCUGUUACAGACCACCGAACAGUGAUCUCAACGAUUGGCUUGAUCUUUUUACGUCUUUUCUUCAAGUUGCUGAAAAGUAUGAAAAGAUACUUAUUACUGGGGACUUCAAUUUUCCUGAUUUAAUUUGGAACUGUGAUAAUGCUUCCCAAACUCUUUCAGCCAGCUCUAUACAAUUUCGAGAUCUUAUACAAGACUUUUUUCUGGAACAAGUUAACCCGUUUCCGACUAGAUCAAAGAACAUCCUUGAUCUUAUCCUCACUAACAUUCCUGAAUCAGUCACUGAUAUCUCGUGCGUAUUACCAAAAUCAAUGGACCUCUUUAGUGACCAUAAUCUCCUUUUUUCCGAAUUCAAAGUAUUCGCCAAGUUAUCUUCCUCUGACACGCGAACUGUUCUGGAUUACCGUUCAGCAGAUUGGGAGGGUUUGCAUAGAACUCUUUCAUCGAUAAAUCUCUCUCCAUCGACAGUUUCAGAUAAAUUGGAUAUCGACGAAAUCUGGAAACAAUGGUACGAUGGUUUUAUGAAUGCUGUGUAUCGUCAUAUUCCGACCAAAAUCCUUAAGAAACGCAAAUCUCCUCUUUGGUUUGACAGUGAAAUCCACCACCUGUUAAAUAAAAAAGAAACGGCUAGAAGAAAAGCUAAACUGAAGAGCUCGAGUCACAGUCUGUGGGAAAAUUUCCGACACCUUCGACGUUCGUGUAAGUCACUUAUAACUCGAAAGCGAAAAGAAUUCUUCCAGUCUUUGCCUGAUGUUAUGAAAUCAAAUAAGAAACGGUUUUGGUCGUUAUUCAAAUCGGUUUCAAGUUCAUCAAGUGUUCCCAGCAAAAUUAUCUGGAAGCGCGAUGAUGGAACUGUUACAGCAACAAAUCCGGAAGAAACUGCAAAUCUCUUAAACAACUAUUUCUAUUCUAUGUUUAAUCAACCUCUUUCCCAAGAAGAUUACGAUGCUCAUCCAGUCCCGAACACAACAUCCUGCAAUCCAUUAGGUGAUAUCACAAUUUCACCUGAUGAUGUUAGACGUAUUCUUCUUUCUCUUGAUGACAACAAAGCUACAGGUCCAGACAGAAUUCCAGCUACAUUGCUCAAAUGUUGUGCUCCAUAUAUAUCUUCAUCGCUUAGUGAUCUCUUCAACAAAAGUUUGAGUUCGGGCAAAAUCCCAGCAGAAUGGAAGAUCUCCAACAUAAUACCUAUUCCUAAAUGUGGUGUAAAGAAUGAUGUUUCGAACUUCCGACCAAUAUCUUUACUUCCCAUAGUUUCUAAAGUCCUAGAACGUUGCAUCUAUGAUCAAAUUAUCAAUCAUUUGUCAAGUCAGCUGCAUAACCUUCAAUUUGGGUUUCUCAGGGGGAGGUCUACCGAGUCACAGCUGCUGCAAGUUCUUCAUGAAAUUGGGAAAUCGUUUGACCAAAGAAUCCAAACUGAUAGUCUUUAUCUUGAUUUCUCAAAAGCCUUUGACAAAGUUGAUCAUAAGCUUCUACUCAAAAAACUAAGUAACUUUGGAAUUUGUGGAAACCUGCUUAAUUGGUUUCAAAAUUACCUUACAAACCGCCAUCAGAAAGUCACCGUCCUAGGCAAGACAUCGUGUCCAAUUCCCAUACUAUCAGGUGUUCCUCAAGGCUCAAUACUUGGACCUUUGUUGUUUCUUAUGUACGUGAAUGACUUACCUCAACAGACCACGUCAUCGUCCGUAGCCCUGUUUGCUGAUGACACCAAGUGUUAUCGUGCAAUAAGUAAAGCCCAGGACGUUAGGGAUCUCCAGUGCGAUUUUGAUAAAAUUAACAAGUGGUGUCAAGUAUGGCGUAUGACCCUAAAUCAGUCUAAAUGUGGUGUUCUCACAGUGACAAGAAAUGUAAUUUCUGUUCAGUCAUCCUAUCACUUGAUUAAUGAUGAUCAUACUAGCACCUCACUGAUCAAGAAACUAGCUGUACAAAGAGAUCUCGGCGUUUUGAGAUUUCAAAUGGAGCAAACAAGUUAAUGCUGUAUGUACAAAGGCCAACAGAAUGCUGGGAUUCAUAAGAAUGACUUCAGCCGACAUACGCGUUCCACGUAUAAGAACCGCACUGUAUAAAACAUUAGUUCGAAGUCACUUCGUGUAUAGCUCACAAGUCUGGUCACCACAAUCUGUAGCACUUAUCCUUGAUCUCAAGAAAGUACAACGGCGUGCAACAAGGUUUAUAUUAUCCUUAUCGUUUCAGUCUGAAACCAAUUAUAAAGAUCGGCUGCUAUUAACAGGGUUACUGCCCUUGUGCUACUGGCAUGAGUACCUGGAUUUGGUAUAUUUCUUCAAAGCUCUGAAGUCAAAUGAUCCAAACAUUGUUAUGAAGUCUAGUAGUCGUGUUACGAGACACAAUUCAACUAAAAGUAUUUCAACUAACGUUUUUAGAGUAAACACUUUAACUUUUCAAAAUAGCUAUUUUAAUAGAGCUCCUAGAACAUAUAAUUGCUUGCCAUCUUAUAUCCGUGACGCUGACGUCACAAUUGGCCAAUUCAAAUCAUACUUGUUGAAAUAUUAUCACGAAAUGACUGAACUUAUAUAUGACAUUAAUGUACCACAAUCGUUUAAAACUGUCUGUGUUAAAUGUCACUCGUGUCGUCCUUUGUCGAGCCUUGUAGAUAAAAUGUGUUGUAAUUGAAGUAAAUGUUUAGUUUAAGGGACCCUGUGAAUGGGGCAAUAAGCCCUGUAGGGAUCACCAGUCAUUUAUGACAAAGCUAGUAAAUAAAUAAUUAUUCACAUUGAAUGUUUUUGACCACAUCCAAAACAACAGUAUGUUGAAUAUUAUGCUGCACUUGUGCAAUGUUUUUAAUCAUGUUGCAUUUCAUGUAACAAUUGUAAAUAUUGUUCUAUUCAUGGUCGUUGAUUUAAGCUUUCGAACAAUUCUGUUCAAUGAUGUUAUGCAAGUAAAAAUGAUUGUAUUGUUUUAUGACUUUCAUUUUUACUUCUCUUCUCGACACUUCACUUUCGCCAACCGAAUGCUGAGCUUAAUUGCAAUCCAGAGAAAAUACACGAUCUUGUUCAUAUUUACAAACACUUGCCUUGCUCACUGAAUUUCUUCGCUAGUGAAGCUUUCAUCUUUCGACCAAAUCCAUGUUGAGAUCCAUGUCAUGUUCAAUGAUAUUAAUAUUAUACGAGGACAAAUGCAUGUUCAUUGAUAUUAUACGAGAACAAAGUACUGAGCUAUACCAGUGAUACAAAUUUUUGCAUAGUACCUUAAUAUUGAACGGAAUGGACUUCUUCCUAUAAAUUUUCUUGUAAUUUAUAAAUAGAACAAAAAACUACUUUGAUCUAAAUAUAAAAGCGUAAAAUUUAUUGACAUGCUGUUUAACGGAACAAUGUUUUGCUGCCCGUUGUUCACACUUGUCAACAAUAUUGUUGAGCCUGAACUGGGUAUAAAAAUAUUGUUCAAUAUUGUUGACAAAUGUGAACAUGUGCGCAGCAAAACAUUGUUCAAUCCUGUUUGUUGCAACAACCUGAUCGUCUUUAGCUGUGUAAUUUGAUAUCAGUAAAUAAGCGGCAUGCUAUGUACUUUGUGUUGUAAAAUGUCAAAGAAUUGAUCACGUGGUUGCAUGCUAUCGUCCUUCUCAAACUCCACGAUGGCAAAGCGGUAUACUGGUAAAACCAGUAUAUGCAAAAACUUUGCAAUUCAUUUAAUUUUAUAUACGAGAAUCAAAGUCUUAACGUUAUUGGUUAAUACUGUAAUAGCGGUAGCCGUAAAUUCAAGCACAAAACGUAUAUAUUAUUCCUCAAAAAAUAUUCAGUACGAUGACCGUUUCCUUUCUUUUUGUUAUUUGAAUCAAAAAUUAUAUUAUCCUGUUUGUAAAAUUUAUUGUUUUGAUGUAUGGCUAUCUAUUGACGAAAGUUUAUAAAAAAUAUUUUUUAAAUCUUGAAGUAAUAUAAAGUUGAGGAAGAAAAACUUAAAGCCCUAAAAUGUUUGGGUAAACCGAAAAAAUAGCAUGAUAUAUUUUUUCAAGCUAUCUAUAUAUAUACAGUUGCCAGUUAAUUGAUAUAAACCUUGUUUAAUCUUUAGUAUGUAUCAAUUAAAAUUUCUUUUAUUAAUAAAGGUCGAUCCAUAUCCGUAAUUCUUUAGCUUUUCAAGCAUUUUUCAAAGGUUGAAAAUCACCAUCCUGUGGAUAACGCUAUUCAGCCUUCGUACAACCGGGCCCAGGUUUCUCACAUUAGCUACACGUCUAGCCAUGAGUAUAUCUGAUUAGUGUUUCAUAUACUUAUUUUAUGUUUAACAGGAUGUUGAUGAAUUUAAAAACUACAAGAUUUUUAUGUCAACUAUAUUCAAACUGCUUGGUUCUAACUCAACCAUUGACGAAGAAGUGAAUCGCAUUGUUGAUUUGGAAAGAGAAUUUGAAGAUGUAUGGAUUUCUGACAAGAACCUUAAUUCCCACUUCUGCUUGUGUACUCUGUUGUCAUAGACUCAAUUUUCUUCUGUCAUACUGUUGCGGUCACCAAAGAAACACGUUGAUAAAAUUCGAAUUCAAAUUCACAUUCAAAUUCAAAUUCAUUUAAUUUAAUUUAAUAGUUUUACCUUGUUAUGUCACAGAACCCCAGGCUAUAUAGUUGGUUAUAUUUUUAGCCUGCAUAUAGCAUUGAGCCGUCGCGCCGGCGUGCCUGCCUCUUGGGGUUAGAUACUUGAUAUUAAUAAUAGAAGGAAGGAGACGUAUAACGCCCCAAAUAGCCCAGACUUGCAUAUGGAGCCCAAAAUGCAUUUUAUUCAAAUUUAAUCGAUAUUCCCGGCAAGAAUGAUAACAUACAACUCUCAAAAUAAAGAUGCUUUAACCAAAGGGCUUAUAUUCGCUUCAAAAUCCGCAAAGGAACGACAAAAUUCGGCCAAAAAACAUGCGAGGCAUGUAGCUGCUGUGCAGUAAACAGGAAGUCGAUAAGCUACUAAAGCCAAAUCGAACCUGAUUGGACAACGAAUUUAUAAACAUAUUCAAAUAUAUGCAUGUUCGGAAAUAUAUGUUCAAGCCGUCAGGAGCAUAAAGCCGUGGUGUGAUGGUAUCGCGAUUUUAAAUUUUAGAAAAUAAUUUAUGACAUAUUCUAUUUAUGGUUAAUUAAUCUCACAGAUUUUUGAUAUUCUGCAAGUAGUUUAUCAACGUCUGGUGAAAAUUUUAAUUCUUUUCGUUCCAUUUCUCCAUAAUUUGGUAUAACCGCUACAGCAAUACAGAACAAAAUCAGUAAAUGACAACAGACUACAAAAGCGGAAGUGUGUAUACAAUAUAUGUACAUAUACAAUGUGCGGAUUUUUAAAAGCCAGUCAUUGGCCUUCAGUGUGUAGGCUAUGUUAAUCAAUUUUCUAGACAGUAGAUUGGCAAGAUUAUGGACCCAAAUAGGAAUUGCCAGCACGAUGGCACCCCAAUCAUUGUUGCAGAACUUGCAGUGGAGAGUUUUUUGUAAUACCAUAAAGGAUGUUUAUCAUACUUUUUCAGGUCAAAGAAACGUUCGACCCGAGAGACGUAAAAAAUCUUAAAAAGAAUAUCAAAUUUAUGACACUUGAUGAGUUGAAUAAAUUCACUUCCGGCAAGGUAAGGUUUGCAACUAUAUGUAGUGAUAAAACACGUCCUACUUGUGUUUUGAUAUUCAUGCUCAUUUACAUCCAUUGUUCUUCUAUUGUACCACACUUUAAAUCCCUCUCCGGAAUAAAACACCAGUACACCAUUUUGAUACUUACGUCCCAAAUCUAUCCUUGACUCGGAAGCCUCAUUCUCGUGAAUCGUGAACGACUUCAGCCUUUUGCUUUGGCUCUUAUAAUAGAGAGUUUACCAUCUACGACGCGGCCGGAUCAACAACGCGCUUUCGAAACAAAGAAAUUUGUCAUGCAAGACAAAAACUGUGAAUAAUUUAUGGUCCCAAGGGUAUUCUCAACACAACAUUAAACUAUGCAUUACCAUGUUUUUCAAGCAACGUGAAAGCUUAUUGCGACCUAAAGCCGGUUUUCCACUUGCGAAUUUUUUCGCGCGAAGCGAAUUUUUCGUUUGUCUUUGGUCUCUCAACUGGAACCAUGUCGAAAGAAAAAUUCGCUUCGCGGGAAAACUGAUUUCGCAAGUGGAAAACCGGCUUAAGAGGUUAUUUAAAGUCGGCGAAAUUACAGCGAACAUUAGAUUGCAUUAGACGGACUUAGCCGUUUGUAAGAUUAUUUGAAAAAGUUUAUUACAGUAAACAAAUUUAUUUAUUGCUUAGCGCUCAUUCUUGAGCUGAAAUUCAGACAGCGUUGUUGAGCCAGUCGCGUCCUAUAUAUCUUAAACUCUCUAAUUAUAAGAGCAAGCAUUAUUGCGUCAUAAUUCUGUGGGUGAUUAUGAAGGCCCUCCUAUAAUCUAGGUUUACUUACCAUUCCUUAUACUUCAAUCACCACUUUCUAGUUUAAUUGGACAGUGUAUUUUGAGGAAAUACUUAAUGGCACAAAGGUAUCGAUUCCGUCAAACCUAAAAUUAAUGAUACUACUGCCCAAUAAUGUUAAAAAGAUUGUUGAUUGGAUUACCGCAAAACCAAAGAGGUGAGCAACAAACCAUGCAUGUAUAUUGCAAACAUCGUUAUGAUAUGCCUAUAGAUAUUCACGUUAUUUAGGUGAUACUAGUAUGGCGGUAUUGUUUUAAAAGUUAACCGGUGUAGCUACCAUUAUUAUCAGUGCCUUUGUUAAGAAAUUUCUAUUGGGGCAGGGGACAAAGGAAAAAUAAAUUCUUUAAAAUAGGAAAAUGCGGGCCGUUAUCACUGAUUCACUGAUCGGCAGGUUCACUGAUCUCAAAAUUAUGGCUGUUUGCCAGGAAUGUGAUAAUUUUGUUUGCAAAAUGACAAUAAUUUAUUUACUGUGGGAAAUCGUGAAAUAUGUUUAAUGUUUAUGAAUUCUGUUAUUUCAAUUUUUUUGCCUACAACUUGCAUUGCUUUCCUUUCAUGAAGCUGCCAGUUUUCUAAAUUACGCUAUUUAAUUUGGAGAAAAAAAAUAUUUUAUUUUACCGUGGGUUGAACCUUUGGGAAGUCAUAUUAGAUGAAUUAUUGCAACGAUUUUCGUUUUGCUUAUAUUUCUCUGAAGGUUUGGGUUGUUAUAAAAUGGGGCUGGCUGUCAUUAUGAGUUUUUGUUGUUGUCGCAAACGCGAUAUACUAUAUCGAGGCACCGCAGACUCAGAUAAUCUAUGCAAUUCGUGGAGUGGGCAAAAUGUUUCAAACAAUUUCGUUUAAAUUUUCAAGGAAUUGUACCUGUUUUUUUAUGGAUUUUGCAUUGUGUCGAACUCUGGACUGCCUCGUGAGUUUAAUUAAUUAAUGAUCUUUUCUUUGUGCACGACUCCGAAAUUUGGAUCGUUGAAUUUCUGUGAAAUCAUGAAUUAUAAUAUACUGAAUAUAAACGAGCCAAGAACAAGUUCAAGGUAAAAGAUUAAUCUAAAACUAUACACAACAUAGAUUUAACAGAUAACUACUAUAAUUGUUAAGUUUUGAUAUAGGUAAUGAGAACGAUACUAGCCCAUAUCACUAAAAUAUGUAUGCAACAACAGUCCCUAUAAUAGGUAGCUAUGCAUGGAAACGUGAAAACUGUUGUGUGAAAUAUAUGAUGUUAUAUUGUGAUGGCCUCGUGUUUUGGUCACAAUUGACCAAAUUUAUGCCAUGUGUGAUAAAAAUAGGUACAAUUCUUGUAUAAAUGUGAACCCAAAUAAUACGUGAAAAGGUGUAGGCUAUGGAACGAAAAGUUUAAAUCAUGGUAUGUGAAAAUCAUAAGUAGAAACGGUCUAUCAAAGUGCGGCCAGACGUUUUAGAGAAUGGCCACGGUGUACUAAAUAAAAAGCUUGUAAAAAUAAACUAAAGAAGAGAAGGAUCGAAAUAUUCAUGUGUGUGUAAUUCAGAUAUCUCAGUACGUGGCGUUUAAUCCUUGAUGGGCUCGUCGGCGACUCAGUGCACUAAGGUUUUAUCGGAAAACGUUAAAACUGUUAUAAUUGACCUUCUUGCUAUUUCUUUGUUUCGAGAAAAUAAUUUUACCUCUGGCAAGUGGGAGGGUCCUGAAUGGGGGUCCCAAUCCCAUUUCCCACCUGAAAUUUCCCACCUGAAAAUUCCCAUUCCCAGUGGCCAAAUCCCAGUCCCAGCAACCCAAAUCCCAUUUUCCCAGUCUAAAAAUAGAUCAAUCCCUGUUCCCAUUUUACCCCUUCAGGGCCCUCAAGUGGCAACCAAAUUUGUUUUGAGAAAUUCUGGUCUGCAAUGACAUGCAACUAAAACAUAACCCACAGCGUUAUACCGGGUAUAUAUAGGUCGCAGUCUUGCUUUAUCGUGCGACGAAGCAAACCGCAAACGCCCCGAGCGGACGUCUGUUCAUAAUCACUUCGUUUGUGUUUAGUUCACUUAUUACUCCGUCUGCAUGCGUGUGUGCAUUAGUCAUUCUUCUGUGAGUUCUACUCAUCGUUAGUAUGAAUUACCGGUGCUGAACAUUCAAUAGGUCUGUGCAUGUUGUUGUGAACAACGUUUCUAGCGAGAAUUGAGCCCAAACCACAGACUGUGGCGUAACUAGAGCGUUAAUUGGGGGGGGGGGGGUAUAUUCAUAUAUUCGUGUUCUGCCCGACUAAUUUAUUUUGAAAUGAACUUAAGUUCAAAAGAAAUUCGUCGGGCAGAACACGAAUAUAUGAAUAUACACCCCCCCCAAAAUUAACGCUCUAUAGUUACGCCUCUGUCAGACCACAGUUUGUGUAUUUUGCCAACCGAGGCAAGUGUGAAAGUGUGAGCAAGAGUCUUGUUUACUGUAGGUCACACAUUUGCAGUAUGCGCCGUAUUGCGUUAUUUACUACAAUAUUUUUCGAACGGAGCGAUAUUGUGGAAUAUACCGGUCCACUUUUGAUAGCUUGUUAAACGAAUAAAUUUAUUAAAAGAUUAUUUCAAAACUGUUCGUAAUUAAAAUUUAAAGAUAGAACUCCAAGAAUAUGUUGCUUGCAUGUAGUUAAAUUCAAUGCCGGAGUCUUUGAAGAACGAAGCAUUUGAAAUUGGCAUUCUUUUCUCAUUUCGCCAACGGUUUAGUGGACGGGUAUUCUGCAAUUUAACCUUUCGAACAUCAGUAUAUUGAAAUUCCAAUAGCGCCCAAGUUUAUACUUAUAUACAAUUAUGUAUUAUAUAGACUGUUUAGCGGGCAUCGGAGUUCGGUUUCAGGCCAAAAUCUUAAUAUAAUCGAUGUCUACAUGUACAGAUAUGUUUCACCAGCCUAAUUGUAUUUACUGAAUUUACUUUUUGACUAUUUCGGGGAAAUUUUACUACUUGUUAUAUAUAUAUAUAUAUAUAUAAUGAAAUGUUGCUGAUAACAAGAUACAAGUGUUGUAUAUAGAAAAGGUUUCAAUGUGCAACCAAAAGAGACAUUUAUAACGUAAAAUAAAAUAAAAGCCACUCAAAUUUUGCACAAACGUUUUCGCUUUAAUGUUAGCUCCUCAGGUGCAUAUUUACAAUGAGUGGAAUUUAGUUUAUCUAUUAUCUACGUUCUAUGAUAUCAUAUUAUAAUAACUAUGUUAGGAAUGCAUAUAUUUACAUGGUGUGAAGUCACCCGUUAAAAACAUUCUAUUGAUCAAAAUGUAAGCAUAAACUUAAUGGUUUUUUAAUUAGCGUUCAGAUCCGGAUUCAGUAUAUUGAUAAGUUCUUUUUCUUUCAUCUCCCUGAAAAGUCUGUCCGUGUUAAUGCAUUGAUAUAUAGGCAUUAUUUUGAAAAUUCCGUUGUUACACAUAUUUAAGUGUUCGCUUACUUUUAGAUGUCUAUACUCUUCGUGUCGAAUUUGUUCCUUGUGCAAUGUCACUCUUUUUCGUAAGUUUUCUGUCUGGCCGAGGUAGAAGCUGUCGCAUUUUGAGCAAAUGAUCACGUAAAUGACAUAUCUCGCUUUGCAGUUCAUCGUUGAAUUGACUUUCCAGGUUUUUCCGCUCUUUAAUGUAACAGACUUUCCUGUGAUUAAAACAUCGCAUGUUCCACAUCGCUUUUCCUCGCAUUUUGUUACACAGUGUUCUCUGUCCUCUGAAUUGAAUUGUUCUUUUGUCAAGUAUCGCUUCAAGUUCUUCGGUUGGCGUUUGCUUACAAUGAGUUUUGUUCUGUCUAAUACUCGUUUCAUUUUCUCGGAAUUGUUUAGAAAUUUAAAGUUCUCCCUUAUUUUUCCAAUUACUUGAGGAUUGUUGGGAUUGUGAGUUAUUACUAAAGGCAAGACAUUGUCAUCAGUUUUAUGUUUUGGUGCCCUCAAUUCCUCAAUGUUUUUUGAUGAAGCCUUCUGUAUUCCGUUUUUUAUAAGCAAUUUCGGAUAGUUCUGCUUUUGUAGGAAAUAUUCUAGUUCAUCAAGACGCUUCUUCUUUAAAUCUUGAUUUGUUACAAUUGCACAGAUCCGUCUUGCCAGUGUGUAGGGAAUGUUUGAUUUUGUAUGUCCAGGAUGACAUGAAUGAUAAUCCAGAUAUAUAUAUAUAUAUAUAUAUAUAUAUAUAUAUAUAUAUAUAUAUAUAUAUAUAUAUAUAUAUAUAUAUAUAUAUAUAUAUAUAUAUAUAUAUAUAUAUAUAUAUAUAUAUAUAUAUAUAUAUAUAUAUAUAUAUAUAUAUAUAUAUAUUAAGAUGAAAAUGUUCUAGAGUGUGUAUUAUAUAAUUUCCAUACCCAGCGCAAGCAGAAAGAUGUUGUCUACCGCGGCUGGGUCUUGAACCCGCAUAUAUAUAUAUAUAUAUAUAUAUAUAUAUAUAUAUAUAUAUAUAUAUAUAUAUAUAUAUAUAUAUAUAUAUAUAUAUAUAUAUAUAUAUAUAUAUAUAUUUAUUUUACUUCAGUGUUUUAACUCCUUUCUUGGAGUACAUUUUUAUCCGUUAUUGGGGUAAAAACUAGUCCUUGGCGGAAACCAAAAAUAGGCUAUUCCUUUGAAGAUAAAAAUACUGCAGUAAAAUUCACUCCAAAGAAGAAGUCAUUCUGUACCUUGCAGUUAAAAUGACUGCCCAAAAUUAACAGUGCGAAUCCCGUGAAUUGAUUUCUUCUUGUUUAUUUUAGUCUAUUAGCCAAUGACAUAAUUUGGAAUGUUAUUCGAGGCUUGAUUAAUAAUCUACCAGUGGCAUUUAGAGCAGCACAGGAUAAAUAUAGACAACGUUGUUAUACUCCCAGAUGGAGGACAUGUAAUCUUUUAACAGACAAAUAUUUUACAUUCGCUACAACUCUACUGUAUGUGAAUAAACAUUUGCCAGAAGAUGCUAGAAAAACGGUAAGAUAUGUAUGUUGUCCAGUGUAUCUACAGUAGUAUUGCGCAAUGACGGCCACAUUGGUUUGACACAUGGGAAGAGUUAAUUCUUGCAAUUUACGGCUUCUGGUCAGGGGCUAAACUUGAGGUGGGGGAGGGGGGUAUGGGGUGUGACACCCCCCAAAGUACGAAUCAUCUGGAUUGGCAGGGCAAAUCAUCUGGAUUGGCAGGGCAAUCAAAGAUUUUAAAUGAUAGAAUGUAGAGUUAUUAAUUAAGUACCUUACAGGGCUUCCAGAGGGAAUUGAAUAUAGAAUUUAUAAACCUAAAUUUUACAGACAUUGGGCGAAAAAAUUUUUUCCGGAAAAAAUUUUUUGACCCUUAAUUGAACUGGGUUAUGUCCGGAAAAUUUUUUUCAACCCCUCCCCGCUCGUCAACAUUUUUUUGAAAAAUAUUGGCCAAAACAAAAAUUUCCUGUAGGGCAUCAUCGGCUUUCGCAGGGCAAUUCUAGCAGACACCCCCUAAUUAAAAGAGGCUAGUUUCUCCCCUGCUUUUGGUGGGGAAAGAAACAUAUUGUCUAGUUAGUAACCAUGAUGGGCAUCAAUAUGGCUUCCUCUUUUUCUUCUGAAUUUGCCACUGAAUAACUAGCAAGCUCACCAGCUUCAAUAUGACAAUCUCAAGUCUCGUUAGAACGCACUAAAACAUGUUUGGGCAUCUACAUCUUUCCCAGUACACAGGAAAAACAUUUUGCCUAAAAACACCCCAAAACUUGAACGAUUUAAAAACAUUUUCUAAUUAUGAAUAUUCAAAAAUAGCUCAUUUAAUUUCAAAAAGAUUUUCUAUCCACUACUAUACAAUAUAGAUAGUUGCGUGAUGAUUGGUUUGGAAUUAUCCAGUGCAUGGAGACAGUUAUCAGGCGAAGCUGAAAGCUUAAAGCUUGAUAAUUUAGGAUAUCACACAAUCGAAUUCGAUAUUUUUUUAUACACACUGUGUUGUAUAAGUUCUAGUUGCAUAGUAGCCCAAAUGCUGUCGUGCGCGAAACAUUGACGCCAUUAUAAUAUUUAGGAUAAGCUCAGAUUACACGUAUAUAGUUGCGACUAUAAUAAGUUGAUUUUUAUAGGCGGUAGAGAUGUUUACAGAGAUAAAAGGUCAGUUCGUUGACGGCUUGAAAGAACAAACAUGGAUGGAUCCUGGAACCCGGGCUCAGGCUCGUCUUAAGGUUAGUGGCACGAAGGUUAUCAUGGGCAAGGUAUACGAAAUAUUAGUGGUCAGCACUUGUAUGAGCAUUUUUUCGGAGAGGGGCAUUCGGGUUUAAGUGACUUUUGGGUUCAAAUUAUUGAUAGUACUGAUGUUAUCAACCCUAAGGGAAAGGGAAAGUUAUUGGAUAGAGAAAAUCAAUUGUUAUUGUCCAUUGCAUGGGAUUAAACAUGAGGGAGAAAAGUAAUUACCAUGCAUAGUUUAAUUUAUGUAAAUUUUGAGUAUAAAGGACUAUAAAAACUGUGGACAAGGCUUUGUAAGGUAAUUUGAUCGUUUCUGAAGAAGGGGCGUGCCCCCUAUGUUAUGUUAUGUUAUGUUAUGUUGUGUUAUGUUAUGUUGUGUUAUUGUUCAUGCACUCCGUAAUAUGAUAGGUAGAAAAUGUUCUCGAGUGUGUAUUUCAUAAUUUCCAUACCCAGCGCAAGCAGAAAGAUAUUGAUAUUAUUAUUUAUUUCAUUUUUUUUUAUUAUUUUAUUUAUUUAUUUAUUUUUUUUAUUUGCCGCGGCAGACAAUAUCUUUCUGCUUGCGCUGGGUAUGGAAAUUAUGAAAUACACACUCGAGAACAUUUUCUACUUACUUGUCACAUAUGAGUGUUUUCGUUCUAUACAGCUGCAGAAAAUGACGGAUGUGAUUGGUUUUCCAUCGUUUAUUAAGGAUCCUGCGACACUGAACGCGGUUUAUGGAUAUGUGAGUUUUGAAUCAAAACUGAUUGCAUAA